AUGCAGAGGCAUGACAAUGAAUGCACCGAUAUGAUGCUUUCCAGGGGAGCCCUCAAGCUCUAUCCUUGUUCUGCCGACGAUCGCUCCACUGCACGAUGUCGUCUCCCAGAAAGUUGUCUGGACGGUAACAUUCUGGUCAAUGGUUGGGUUCAGAUAGUAACUGAAGCAGAGGUUCUUUAUUGCCGGGCAUGGCGAUUUGCUACCCAGUGCCUAGCAAAGGGGCUAGUCGCUCAAGCCGAUAGAUCAGUGAGAAGACCGAGCACAGCUGCCGAACGCGAGCUUCUUUCUGGUCUACCCGAGGAUACAUGUCUUAUUCAACAAAUUCCUGAUCCAUUGUCUCCUGGAACGGCGAUAUCUUUCAAGGUGUCAGUGCAAACUGGCAGCUUAGAAGUGGAUGAACUAGGCUUUAAAUAUGAUUCCGCAUCGGAUGCCACAAAGAGACAGGCAGUACGAGGAAUGCUGCUCGGUCUGGUUGUUUCAGAAGGUUGCAUCGUGGGCGGCGAGGGGGCUGGGAGAUGCUUGCGAGUAGAGAUUGUUAGGGUUGAGCCCCCUCAGACACUGGUGUUGGUGACAGAAGCAACUCACCUCCGCUUCGUCAGUGGAAAACCAGCUGAAAUCUACGGUGGUGUGCACCUUGGAGACGAGGAUGCAACAGCCGCCAUUACCGACUCUAUGCAGUCACUUUCACUUUCUCCUGAGACGCAUCAGAAGCCCUUGCCGAAUCUGCCGGGUCUUGAAAAAGCAUAUAGGGGACUUCAUGAAAUUGUCACUUAUCGCCUUUUAUAUCCCGAUAUGAUCGAAAAACUUGGUGUCGAUCCGCCGAAAGGGGUGCUGUUGCAUGGUCCUCCCGGCGUUGGAAAAACGUUAUUGGUAACAACGAUCGCUCGGGUUUGCCAAGCAAACUUGGUCACUAUCCAUGGACCUGAAAUAUUCGGUUCUUAUCUGGGUGAAAGUGAAGAGCGACUGAGAGCCAAAUUCAUGGAAGCACAGAGCAAAUCUGAAGACGGACGAACGUCAAGCAUAUUGUUCAUUGACGAGCUGGACGCACUCUCACCACGCCGUGACUCUGCUCGAUCGCAUGAGAAUCGUGUAGUUGCACAGCUAUUGACGUUGAUGGACGGAAUGGUGUCCAGAGGCCGACUCGUGGUGAUUGGAGCUACGAACCGGCCAAACGCCAUUGAUCCAGCGUUGCGACGCCCUGGCAGGUUUGAUCGGGAGGUUGCCAUUGACGUCCCAACGGAACAGGCACGACUGGCGAUUUUGACUUCCCUGACCAGUAAUAUGCCCCUUUCGGAUGACGUUGACCUCUCGCGUCUCGCAACUGCAACCAACGGCUAUGUCGGCGCUGAUCUCAGCGCUCUAUGCAGGGAGGCAGCGUUAGAUGCAGUGCGUCGGUCAACAAACGACCCAAGCUUCAACGUUGUGCCAUUCGCGUCCUUCCAGAAAGCUCUCGCGUCCAUUGGUGGCCCUUCGACACAGAGAGGUGCCGGUGUGUCUGUGGAACGAGUGAAAUGGGAUGAUGUUGGGGGACUCGACAGUGUUAAACUUCGCUUACGGCAAGCGGUUGAAUGGCCUUUGCUUUAUCGGAAGACGUACAAGAGGUUGGGCUUGAAGCCUCCACGAGGUGUUCUGCUUUAUGGUCCUCCAGGAUGCAGUAAAACGACAUUGGUCAAGGUCAUCGCUGCAACAUCUGGCGCCACCUUUCUUUCGCUUAAUGGGGCUGCAUUGUACUCACCAUUUGUUGGCGACUCGGAGCAAGCAAUACGUACAACCUUCCAAAGGGCUCGAUCCGGUGCACCCUCUAUCAUCUUCUUCGAUGAAGUGGAUGCGAUUGUCGGCAAGAGGGGACUAGGAGGCGGCGAAGACAAAGGGGACACAGUCCAAGCGCGUGUGCUUUCCACAUUGCUAAAUGAAAUGGAUGGUGUUGAGUCUGCUAAAGAUGUACUCAUUGUGGGGGCCACCAAUCGUCCUGACAUGAUUGACGCAGCGCUGAUGCGGCCAGGUCGAUUUGAUCGAGUUCUUUACGUCCUACCUCCAGACCGUCAAGCGAGGCGCGAAAUCCUGCAAAUCUACACACGUUCGAUGGCCCUUGCUACGGACGUGGACCUUGACUAUCUAUCUGGCAGUCUAACCGAGAGAUAUACUGGCGCCGAUUUGAAGGCAGUCUGCCGUGAAGCGGCUAUGGAAGCGUUGCGAGGGAUGAGAGAGGCAGAUUUUGUGACCCGGGAGCAUUUUAUGGCCGCCUUGGACGUUGUGAAACCUACGCUCUCAACAGAAAUGCUCGUCCAAUAUGCCAUCUUUGCAAAGAGAUUCGGUACCGGAGUACUGGACAACCCCGCCUGAAUGGAAGUCAGGAUGCCACCAACUUCCUUUGUCCCGGCGAUACAUUUGUAAAUACGUGACAUUUAUGUUUGAGAAGAUACCUUUAUAGUCAGCAUAUUUAUGUACAUGCAACAAAUACACUACAUACGGAAUGUUUGAGGUUGACGCUA
Messenger RNA from Spizellomyces punctatus DAOM BR117, 2492 nucleotides. RefSeq lists its product as uncharacterized. Lineage: Eukaryota; Fungi; Chytridiomycota; Chytridiomycetes; Spizellomycetales; Spizellomycetaceae. Gene Ontology annotation, molecular function: ATP binding; ATP hydrolysis activity. The record is from RefSeq and is a predicted model, not a curated record. The coding region runs from base 1 to 2343 and encodes 780 amino acids. The transcript has 14 exons.